Messenger RNA from Punica granatum (pomegranate), 1715 nucleotides. NCBI's taxonomy places the organism in Eukaryota, Viridiplantae, Streptophyta, Magnoliopsida, Myrtales, Lythraceae. The record is from RefSeq and is a predicted model, not a curated record.
GUCCAGACACGUGGCCAGAGAAAAAGGCAUCUUUCGAUCGAUCAUAGGAGAGCGGCCUUAACUAACUUUGAACAGAGAACCAAACGAACCCAGAAAACGUUCUUCAAUCUAUCCUCUGCUCUUUUUCUUUCCAGUUGAUCAGAUUGAAAUUAGGAAGAAGUGCCGAACAGCUCAAAUUGUACGUCCUUUCUGUUGGAUAUGUCGCAGCCACAGGCACAGGCUCAAGAAGCGGCGAAAGGGAGCGGUAAGCUUCCCGACUGCGACGCCUACUUCGAAAAAAUCCAGUCCCGGAAGAAGCUGCCGCCUUCCCUCCAGGAGACUCUAACCGCCGCUUUUAUGAGGAUUCCAGUAUCAUCCUUCCCCCAAGUGCCCGGUGGAAAAGUGAUCGAAAUCCAAGGAGACGCAUCAGUGGCUGAUGCCGUUAGGGUCCUAUCGGAGAACAACAUCCUGUCCGCACCGGUAAGGAACCCCGAGGCGAAAACUAGCACGGACUGGAGGGACAGAUAUCUCGGAAUCAUAGACUACUCAGCGGUCAUCCUCUGGGUGCUCGAGAGCGCUGAGGUCGCAGCCCUUGCCCUGUCUGCCAGCUCAGCAACGGCAGCAGGCUUAGGUGCCGGGACAGUGGGAGCCCUCGGGGCACUGGCGCUGGGAGUGACCGGCCCUGCAGCAGUGGCUGGGUUGACUGCUGCGGCUGUGGGGGCUGCUGUAGUAGGUGGCAUUGCAGCCGAGAAGGGGGCAGGACAAGAUGCGCCCACGGCAGCGGACAAUUUGGGAGAAGAUUUCUACAAAGUUAUCCUGCAAGAGGAACCGUUCAAGUCGACCACAGUGAAGUCGAUAAUUAAGUCUUACCGGUGGGCACCAUUUGUGCCAGUAGCAGAAGAAAGCUCGAUGCUGAGCGUGCUGCUGCUACUCUCAAAGUACAGGCUGAGAAACGUCCCGGUUAUUGAACCUGGUAAGCCCGACAUAAAGAACUUCAUCACCCAAUCCGCGGUAGUUCAUGGUCUCGAAGGCUGCAAAGGGAGGGAUUGGUUCGAUUCUAUUGCCUCUCGACCGAUCAACGAUUUGGGACUCCCUUUUAUGUCAUCCAAUGAGGUUAUCAGUGUCCGCAGCAAUGAAUUGAUCUUGGAAGCCUUCAAGCGCAUGAAAGACAACCAAAUCGGUGGUCUUCCAGUGGUUUCAGGGCCAAAGAAAAAGAUAGUUGGGAACAUAAGCAUUAGAGACAUUAGAUAUCUCCUGCUCAAACCCGAGCUUUUCCGCAAUUUCCGACGGCUCACAGUGAUGCACUUCAUGAGUACAGUCAUCGAGGAAAACCAAGAGACAGGAAAGAUCGUCCCACCACUGACUUGCCAGCAGGAUGCAACUAUGGGGAGUGUGAUCGAAACUCUCGCCUCUAAGUCGGUCCACAGGAUCUACGUGGUGUCCAGGGAAGAUGAAGUUACAGGAGUGAUCACCCUCAGAGACUUCAUCUCUUGCUUCAUCUUCGAGCCGCCAUACUAUUUCGACAACUACUUGGGGUUCUCAGUGAAGGAGAUGCUGAGUCAGUAGUGAUUUGAUCGCUGCUUUCUUUUCAACCCGAGGCUUGUCGGCGCAACAAAUUAUGUACCAUGUAGUCUUUUCCUUGCUCUGUCUGAUCCUUUCAGGAUAGGAGAAGUUUGCUCUUUGACGGAACUGUACUGUUCUAGCAUGGUAUCUGAGCAUGUUGUGAUUCAUUUUUC